Molecule: messenger RNA, 1136 nt
Organism: Hippocampus zosterae (dwarf seahorse)
Lineage: Eukaryota; Metazoa; Chordata; Actinopteri; Syngnathiformes; Syngnathidae
Product: peptidyl-prolyl cis-trans isomerase FKBP14-like
Exons: 4
Coding region: 1-651 (216 amino acids)
Molecular function (GO): calcium ion binding; peptidyl-prolyl cis-trans isomerase activity
Source: RefSeq, a predicted model, not a curated record
AUGCUGCCGCUGCCGCUGCUGAGCUGGUUAUGCUCCUCUCUGGUGGCCGCCGUCUGCGGCGGAGCUCUGCCCGAGGCGGAGGUCAAGAUAGAAGUCCUGCACAAACCUUUCCUCUGUCAUCGUAAAUCCAAGUAUGGAGACAUGAUGCUGGUGCACCAUCAAGGCUACUUCGAGAACGGUACCAUGUUUCAUGACAGUCGUGGUGAUCCUACUGAGGGCGACAAACAUGCAAUGUGGUUCAUAUUGGGCAUCAGGGAGGUGAUCAAAGGCUGGGACCAAGGUCUCCAGAAAAUGUGUACAGGAGAGAAAAGAAAGUUGAUUAUACCUCCAGCUUUGGCCUACGGCAAAGAAGGCAAAGGUAAAAUCCCCCCUGAAAGCACCUUGACCUUCAUCGUUGAGUUGCUCGAGAUCAGAAACGGCCCGAGGUCGCACGAGUCGUUCCAGGAGAUGGACCUCAAUGACGACUGGAAGCUUUCCAAGUCUGAGGUAAAACAAUACUUCAAGAAAGAGUUUGAGCGUAACGGCUACCCUCCCAAUGACACCCUGCAUGAGAAUAUGGUCGAAGACAUUUUUGCCAAGGAGGAUGAAAACAAAGAUGGCGUUAUAUCUUCCAAGGAGUUUACUUACAAGUACAAACACGAUGAACUUUAAAGACUCAUCUAUGUUCUUGUCAUUCAUUUGUGGUGCCAGGAACAUUCUCGGGUGCGUUUGUUGGAUGCCUUGACACUGAACACAUUUGUGAACCUGAACGAAGCUCCGAUUUUAGUGUGCCGAUCGUUCACAGAUGUGUAACUUUGCUCUGAUUGGCCCAGGUCAGCUACCACAUGUGACUUUGCUGUAGGGAUCUUGUAUUUGUGUCAAACUUUGUCAUAAAUAUGAAUGAUUAAAAAAUAUUUUUCAAUACAGUUGGUUGCGACUGGAAUGAGGAUAAGUGUUUGAAAAAAAAAUGUAAUGAUUGGAUAGAUUUAUGCAACUGUUCUCAUUUUGUCGCUUUGUCACAGAAUGAAAGCCGAUUUGAAAAAAAUAAAACAAAAAACUAAGACUGUUGUUUGCAUUUUUAUUUUCUCUCAAGCAAAUCACGUUGUUGCACUUGCCCCUUUUCGCCAAGGUGAUCAAUAAAGUGACUUGGAAAAGUG